This is a messenger RNA of Astyanax mexicanus (Mexican tetra), 5093 nucleotides long. It is a transcript of the gene apol, whose product is annotated as apolipoprotein L. The record is from RefSeq and is a predicted model, not a curated record. The coding region runs from base 317 to 1996 and encodes 559 amino acids. Lineage: Eukaryota; Metazoa; Chordata; Actinopteri; Characiformes; Acestrorhamphidae. Gene Ontology annotation, molecular function: lipid binding. Gene Ontology annotation, biological process: lipoprotein metabolic process; lipid transport. Gene Ontology annotation, cellular component: extracellular region; membrane. The transcript has 6 exons.
ACCUGUGCUGGCCAAUCACAGCGCAGUGGGCGGAGUUUGUAGGAAUGUAGCCGGUAAAACAACAACAGUGAGGCUUGUGAAAAGCUGGGAAGAAACCUCGUGACAGAAAGGAAAACGAAACCCAAUCAGAACCGCAGAGUUCACUUUCCUGAGAAAGAGGAUUCGGGUCUGAUUCAGGAUACAGGAUUUGUUCCAGUGCUCGCGAGAAACGCUGGAUGGAGAUCAAAUUUGAGAAAAGUAUCACUGAAGAAUCUCAAAUGAAGAACUGAACCAAGGAGAACCUGGAGUUUCAUUAUUAGCAUUGAAGGUCCAUCAAAUGGAGCCCAACACCAGAGAACAGCUGCAGGAGCAACUGCAGGACUACAUCCUGGAGACCCUCGAAGACAUCAGAACUGUGAGGGACUUCUGUGACAAGGAACCGAAAUGGACCCUCCAGAGGGAGACGGAGCUAGAGUCGAUGAGAGACAUCAAAGACCGGGCCGAUCAAAUCUCUCUGCAGUUUGACCACGUGAAGAAGGCUGAGAACAAGGCCAAGGCUUUUGGGGAGUACAUCUGGAGUGGGUUGACUCAGGUGACCGCCGACUCCAAGAGGACCGAGCUGGAGAAUGAGCUGAAGGCCGUUCUGAAAAACACUCUGCUGGGGCUGGACGGUCUUCACCACUUCCUGGAUGCAAUAGAAAGGCUUGCCGUGACCUCGCUGUUCGUUUUCAUGGGCGAAAGCUUACUGCCGAAGGGAGUGAGCUCUGCAGCUGUACGAUCUGUGAUCUCCACUGCCAGAAUCGUGUCUCCACUCCUCAUCCACUUCAAGAGAGAUGCAGAAGCUUUCUUCACGCCCAGCUUGUACAACAUGGACGUCCUGGCCUACCAACUGGACAAAUACAUCCGUAUCACCCAGCAGCUCUGCGAGAGAAUGGAGAAAAAGUCCAUGACUGUAUCAUGUUAUGGAGGUAUUUUUGAGUGGAAGAAUGGCGUCUCUUCUCUGAAGUUCAGUUUGAGCAUGAGUGAGGAGUCAGUGAAGAAGCUGUAUGACCACUUGAGCCAGCUAAUCAAAUUCCGGAUGGACGAAUCCUUCAGGCUGACGUCUCUCUUCAGCUGGGAUGCUCUGCACUUCAUCGGCUUAUUCAAGCAGCGUAGCUCCAGAAUGUUCCAGUUCCUGUCUGAUCUAGAGGAGUCUGCGGUUCAGUUGGACAAAAUGAAGCUGGGGUCCAGCAUCUCCACUGUGGCGGGCAGUUCAGUGGGCAUCGCCGGAGGCGUCUUAUCCAUCGUAGGCUUGGCCCUGGCCCCUGUCACUGCAGGAGCAUCCCUGGCCCUCACACUCACCGGGGUUGGGCUGGGGGUCACCAGUGGAGUCAACAGCUUAGUCACAGGCAUCACUGAAAUGGCGGUCAACAAACAUCACGGAGGAAAUGCCAACAACAUCUUCCAGAAAUUCAUGGAGGAUGUUCAGAAGAUUCUAGACUGCAUAGAACAAGUGGCCAACAGCGAAGGUCCUAUGGUAGACCCUGAGGUGGUAACCACAGCAUUGGAGGCUGGAAAAAUGAUAGCUCGUGCUGGGAUGGUUGGCAAAGGUAUCGACGCCCUUGUGGAUGGAGUUUCUGCAUUGAAAGCUCUCAAGAAUGAGGAAGUGGCUAUGAGAGCAGUUAAUUUAGGGCUUCAGGAGGCUAAAGCAGCUCGGAACAUCCCCAACCUGGCCGCAGAUCUGCCGGACAUCGGGCAGCUGGCUAAGGGAACUCCUCUGGCUCUUUCCAAGUCAGCCAGAGCCGGGUUUAUCACUCUAAACGCUCUCUUCAUCGGCCUGGAUGUUCUGUUCAUCGCCAAAGACAGCAUUAGCCUAGCCAAAGGAAGCAAGAGCGAAGUCUCUCAGCUCAUCCGGUCCAGAUCGCUCCUCUGGCGCUCAGAGUUGGAAGCGUGGGAGAAGAUCACUGAUGGUCUCUGCAAAGGGAUAUGGAAGUUCAGGAAGUGUCAAAGGAUCCUGGAGCAACCGUUUCUCCCAUAAAGAGAUACGAUUCAACUGCAAUUGCAAUUGAUUCCACCAGAAAUUAACCUAAAUUCUACAAUGAGGAAUAAUCUAAUUCCCUAAAUCUCAUUCAGCAUCAGUAAUUAAACGAUUUAAUUUUCAGUAACAAGCACCAGUUUUCUCGCUGAUGUCCUGCUGUCUUCACUUUUUGCAAGUUUUUAUAAUAACGGUGUGUUACUACUCCUGAUUUUUUUUUCAAUAUAGAGCUAAAAAAAAAAGGACAAAAAGCAACAAAACAUCUGUAUGAUGAUGCUCAAUGAUUAAAGCUAAGGCCCAGGCUUUGCAAUAUGAAUUAUAAUAAUAAUAUUCAACACUAAUGCAAAUACAAAAGCUGAUCAGUCUUAAAGUUAAGCACAACUGCCUGAUAUUAAGUAGGUGCUGUAGAUAUAAAAGAGCCAUGGACUCCACACAAGAGUUCAGAAGGUGUCCUGUGAUAUUUGGAACCAAGACUAAUGUUAGCAGCAGUUCUGUUAAGUCCUCAUGAAGGUCUAUGUUUAUAUCAUCAGGCUAAAGUGAUUCAAUUUUUUUUUAUUGUGAGAAGUAUAUCGCAAUUUAUACAUUUAUACAAAUGCUUACGGCUUAUUUGUCCUACAUUUGAGCCAAAAAAUCUGUAUUGAUUAAUACAGAUUGUAAUGUGAACAUAGAUUAGCAGGAUACCACAGUAAAAAAAAAACCCAUAAAAAUCUAAAUUACAAAAAAAGCCUGAUGAUUAAAUAUAGGAGAUGGGAAGGCCUACAUUACAUUACAUUACGUAGCAUUUAGCGGUCGCUUUUAGCCAAAGCGACUUACAAAUAAUGGUGUACAUUAAUCAAUAGAGGACAUAGAAUUUAAGGCCAAAAAUAUUUUUGACAGGGUCUAAAGGAGGCCAAAGGGAAAGAGUGGAAUAAAGAAGAAAAAAAAGGGUAAGUAGGCCCUCAGGGUUUCAGGCUGUUAAAAAUUAAUACUGAAAUCACAGACAAUCAGUCUAUAAAUAAAAUUAUGCCAAUACAUCUUGUGUAAAACACUACUGAGCUUAAACUUGUACUAUUUUUUACUUAAAGCACUUUACUUAAAACAAGCAUCAUACAUACCUUGUCUCGUUUGAACCUUCAGACCUUUCAGUUAUGUUUAAACUAAAAAUAGCAGAUGUUUAAUGGUGCUGUUUAUCACAGUCCGGACUAACAAAGCAAAACAAAAUUAACCAAAAUGUAAAUAUUUACUACAUUUUCUGGAUGAUUCGUAUUUUGGGUCCAAUUGCAGCAAAUUAAAGCAAGCUGUCACCAUCAAUAGAAGAAGAAAAAGAACCAGUGUUGUGCUGAAAUUUGACUGCUUUUCUUGUGCAGUAUGCGCUCAACAGAUUACAUUGGUGAUUCCUGUAUCUACUAGGGUUGUGAUGAGAUCUCGUGGAUAUCAGGCUUAAACCUGUCUCACGGGGCAAAAAAACAGUUAAGUGUGGACUUUUUAAGAGGGAUCUGGCAACCCAGGAGCGAUAGCGAUAUAGUAUGGUGGCUGAGCAGUGAGAGCAGCUCUCAGCAGAAGAGGAAAAUUCAGGCAUUUGCAUAGAAGAUGCUUCUGCUACUUUUAAGUUUAAGUAAGUCUGGCUGCAUUUUGGCUCCAGUGGAAACAAUAAACGGUAACAGAGUGACCAACAAGACACAAACCAUAUAUAAAUACGGUAAGUAAAUCCUACACGUGACUGUUUCAUAGGCAGUUGUACUAAUCCCUUAGCUCUGUACUGUAUUUAAAAAAAAGGUUCUGUCUCUGUUUGCACUUCAAGCACAGUCUUAAUAUGAUUGGUUGUGGUUAUGAAUAGUUAAAUUACAAGUGAUUUAGGAGAAAAAAAACACAAACCAUAGUCUUAAUAUGACUGGUUGUGGUUUGCACUUAUUGUUUGCACCAUAUAAGCCCUAGAAAAGUUUUAUUUUUAUGUUUUAUUCUUAUUUCUAUUUCUUAUUGAAUCAAUGUGUGAGAGAAACCAGUCUGUUAAAUUUGCAUUAUAUGAUUUCGUCAAAUAAAACUCAAGCCAUUUUUCAUUUUUGACGUUUUGUUUAAAAUUUGAUUUUUAAAUCUCGUCUCGUCUUAUUCUCUUGAACCCAGUAUCGUGUCUCGUCUCGUCUCGUGGUAUUAGUGUAUCAUCACUCCCCUAGUAUCUACUGUAACUGUAGAUUAAUCCUUCUUUAUAAACAGAAAUAAAAAUAUUAACAAGGGAAACCUGUUAUGAUUAUUCUGCUGUGAGAUGCACCUGUAUUUGAAGGUAAUCGGAUUGUGGCAGGAAGGUAGAAUUUGAUAAAACCCCUAGAUAUGCAAUCUGCAGAAUUGACAUCAUGCCAUCAUCUGACAUAAACUCUUCUACAAACCAGUCAAUCUCAAGUAUAGGAAGAUGCAGACCACAUGGGUGAUGAUGAUAGUGACAGAAUGUAUCAAACCUAUUUGAAGCGUUUGCUAAACCGCAGUGUGAAACCAAAACUAACAGAACUAACAGACUUUCAUGUGUGAAAACAGCCUAAGAGUGGGACGUCAUUUCUCACACUACUCAAACACUUCAAAACUCUGCAGGAAGGAACACACACCUAACACCCCAACACAACUGUGAGGGUGAGCUAUUUUAGACUUCCCUUCCACAUCCGACACAGCAUCUUCUAAUGAAGUAAAUCCAUCACAAAUAGUCCCCAAUAGCGAAAUUAAAUCCUGUUUUCACUAUUUAUUUAUUUGUUUACAUGUUUUUUUUUUGUAUUUGUAUUCCUGUAAUGAUUUUCUUUUCUCAUAGAUAAGACUGAUGUUUAAGUAUUAGCAUUAGCCUUUUAUGUCAGAGGUAUAAAGUCUCUAAAGUUAUCCAAGUGCCUGAUGUUUCUCUGUGAAUGUGUUCUUUCUUUAGUCUAUUUUUUUCUGUAUCUCAUGUACGCCUGAGGAAGUCGACUCGUGGUGAGAUCUGAAGAACUGAUAGAUGUGACAUUGCAUUCUUGCAAAACGUUGGUUGUAAAGGCAGAACUUCAGUUCCUCAUGUUAUGGUGGCUGUUUGAAUUGAGGGACACCACUGGACCAAAUCAUGAUUAUUUCUGUUUCAAAUGAUUCUGCAAUAAAUCCUCUUGCACUCCAA